AUGGUAGAGUAUCUGAGGGAUAAUCCAGAGAAGGUGAUUGAGGAAGUGGAUAGGACCAGGGGUGCUCAUGCUAGAUUUGAGUUCCUGAGCAACAUCUAUGUGACUGAGAUCCAGAGAGCAGAGCAGGCUGAUGGUGAUGCUAAGCAGGCUUGGAUCCUCCAACACUUCCCGCACAUCGCUGGAUGGGCGAGUAUGCCUGAGUACACUAAGAUUAUGUCGCGCGUUAGUGUUUUUAUCCCGCUCAGAGGGAACCAGGCGAUUGAUCCUUUCAGAGUCUAUCUUGACCAUUUGGUUGUUGAGGACGUGCACUUCAACAACUACGUUGAUCACCGCCAAACGGGGUCAUUUGAUGAGAUAAUAUUAUACUCUGGAUGGUUGCUCUGCGGAUCGCGUUUCACUGCUCCUCAUCUGCCCGAGCGUGUCAUGUGGCAAUUCGGCUACAAGGAGGCACGAGAUACCAUAGCUGAGAACGACUGGAGCUACGUCGAAGGGUACACCAAAUGGUUCUUCAAGGUAUCACAUCCAUACAUGGUGCAUGCUGCUCUAGAAGAUCCGUCGAGACCAGCUUAUCAGGAGAUACUAGAGAAUGAGUAG
Molecule: messenger RNA, 594 nt
Organism: Lathyrus oleraceus (garden pea)
Lineage: Eukaryota; Viridiplantae; Streptophyta; Magnoliopsida; Fabales; Fabaceae
Exons: 3
Coding region: 1-594 (197 amino acids)
Source: RefSeq, a predicted model, not a curated record